AUGCCAAAGCAGCCCAAACCAAAGAGCAAGAAGGCUAAAACUACCGGCAAGCAAAUCAAAAUGACUGUGAAAGGCAGUUCGAAGCCAACCACGAAGAAGUCUGCGGAGAGCGCCCAGGUUGUUACCAGCAAAGAGGCUCCCGAGGAAGACAGUUCCAUCAGCAUUGCAUACACUUGUUUUGUCUUUCACGGUCCUCAAGACAGCCAAGAGAUCUCUGCUGGUCUUUCCCUCCUAAAGGCGCUAACAGAUCCACCUCCAAAGACAAAGGCCCAAAAGACGGCUUAUUGUCUCAAGGUAAAGAACCAACUGAAGCACAUGUGCAAUAUCACUCAUGAGUUGGCGGACGAGAUGGGUGAGACAGGUGCUGGUAUUGUCCGGCAUGACAAAAUUGAGGAAUCCCUGCAGAAUGAUUUCGUCAGGACAUGGAAGGAUGUAGUCAAACCGAGGGCACCAUGGUUCUUCAAGAUCCGGGCUCUGAUCGACAAGCGUCCUAACCUCGUCCCGACCAGACUCGGUAAUAGCCAAACAGAUAUUGAUGCCAAUAUCAUCAUGAACAUGAACGGUGGAGAGCGUGAAGCGGAGAUCAAGGCUGGACUCGGACAAGAUAGAGCGAACACGGGUGAAGUGGAAGUGGAGGAGAAUAGUGAUGGAGAAGACGGACUCAGUGAGGAUGAAGAAGAACAGGAAGAAGAAGAUGAGAAUGAUGAUGGCACUGAGUUCCCCGCCAAAGUCUCCUCCACCGUCCCUGUUAAACGCACCGCUCCUGAGCCCAACUCUACCCCUUCCUGCUGGAAACGUGGAAACACACCUAAGAAACCCGCCCUCAAUACUACCACUGCUCCCCCUCCGACAAAGCCUAAGCCUGAGAAGCCCAAAGUGAACGACUUCUCAGAUGUUGUUCUUGCCGAAGAGGCUACACAGAAGUCCGCACACCAACUCGCAAAAGCAAAGGUCAACUGCAAAAGGGAAAAACACCAGGACAAGACAGAUAUGGCGAAGAAUGCCUUGGCUUAA
Messenger RNA from Stereum hirsutum FP-91666 SS1, 1014 nucleotides. RefSeq lists its product as uncharacterized. The transcript is spliced from 5 exons. NCBI's taxonomy places the organism in Eukaryota, Fungi, Basidiomycota, Agaricomycetes, Russulales, Stereaceae. The record is from RefSeq and is a predicted model, not a curated record. The coding region runs from base 1 to 1014 and encodes 337 amino acids.